Molecule: messenger RNA, 2013 nt
Organism: Cladophialophora psammophila CBS 110553
Lineage: Eukaryota; Fungi; Ascomycota; Eurotiomycetes; Chaetothyriales; Herpotrichiellaceae
Product: STE/STE20/YSK protein kinase
Exons: 1
Coding region: 1-2013 (670 amino acids)
Biological process (GO): protein phosphorylation
Molecular function (GO): ATP binding; protein kinase activity
Source: RefSeq, a predicted model, not a curated record
AUGGACCCUGAGGAACUCUAUACCAAACAAAAUUGUAUUGGGGGGGGCAGCUUCGGAAAAGUAUACAAAGGAGUGGACAAGCGCACCGGGCAGGCUGUGGCAAUCAAGGUCAUAGACGUGGAAAAUGCUGAAGACGAAGUCGAAGACAUCAUACAAGAGAUAUCAAUCCUUUCGGAGCUGCAGUCCCCCUACGUGACAAAAUACCAUGGCUCAUAUCUUAAAGGCUCCGACCUAUGGAUUAUAAUGGAAUUCUGCUCGGGCGGCAGUUGCUCAGACUUGAUGAGACCCGGUCUGAUCCACGAAGACUACAUUUGCAUCAUCAUUCGAGAACUGCUCAUGGGGCUGGACUACCUACAUUCUGACAAGAAGUUGCACCGAGAUAUCAAAGCCGCCAACGUGCUUCUGGGCCAGAACGGACAGGUCAAACUCGCCGAUUUCGGGGUGUCAGGACAACUCUCGGCCACCAUGACCAAGAAGAAUACUUUUGUGGGGACUCCAUUCUGGAUGGCACCUGAAGUUAUCAAGCAAUCUGGGUAUGAUCACAAAGCGGAUAUCUGGUCUCUGGGUAUUACUGCGAUCGAAUUGGCCCAAGGAGAACCACCCUACGCAGACAUCCACCCCAUGAAGGUUCUUUUCCUAAUACCCAAAAACCCUCCCCCAACAUUACAAGGAAGUUUCUCUCGAACAUUCAAGGACUUUGUCGACCUCUGCCUCCGCCGAGAUCCUAAAGAACGGCCCUCUGCUAAAGAGCUGCUGAAGCACCCGUUUGUGAAGAAAGCGAAGAAGACGACCUACCUGACCGAGCUCAUUGAGAGGAACGAAAGGUACAUGGCAACGCGCGGCAGUCGUACCUCGGAUGAUGAGGAAGAAGACGAAGAACCCGUAAGACCAGCAGCCCAUCGGCCAGAGGAUGAGGACUUGUGGGACUUUGGUACUGUGCGACCUGUUGGCGGCCGUGGACCAGGACUUCGCCCGCUGAACGACUCCGCCACCAAUGCAAGGGCUUCUGCAGAUCCCGCCGCCCCCGCGAAGAGCACCUCAGACUGGGACGAGACUGUCAAAAUCCCGUCAUCCCCUCAGAAAUCGCCUGUCAGAGGUGCAUUCCCGACACCCGUAAAGGUGCGACCACCGUCAUCUCCUGCGAAGGCGGCAGCUUCAGCCCCUGGCGAGAAUCAGGCUCCAUUCGCUGUUUCCGUCCCUUCCGCCACUCCGAAGACGCCAGCUGCUCGUGUAGCGACCCAAGACGCCCCUUCGCAACCCCACAGAGAAAGUCCUGGGUCAAAUGAAUACAACAAAGCAUUUCAGGCUCAAUUGGCCAAAGACAUGGGGUUCUUGAAGAUCGACACCGAGAAUAGUCCGAAGUCGCUGCCGUCUCAGGGCCAGACUCCUCCAGGCAAGAAGCCACACAUGGUUAUCCCAGAAAUCCCGCCUUUCAAGGGAAAGCCAGGACGCGGUGAACCGGUCCAGAAGUCCCAGCCAUCUGCAUCUUCGAGACCUGUCAGCCAACAACCUCUUCCAUCCUCCUCAUCUGUGCUCUCCAAACCACUGCCCGUAGGUCCUGCAUCGAUCGCCAACCAGCAACCACUGCCGCCACUCACGACAAAAACAAAUGUAUCGCAAUCAUCAACGCCCGGCCCAAGCGGCACUCCUCCACAGAUACCUGGGCCAGACCCUCAUCAGGAGCUCACUGCUUUAAACUCGGUCCUGAUCCCAGCUCUUGAAGCAGCAAUGCACCGUCGAACCUACAUGUUGAAAGAGCUUGCUCGACCAAGCAAGUUGAGCUCCUCCGCGGUGGCAGAAAUGCACCAGCAGCGAGCUCAAACGCACGAAAAGGUCCGCAAACUUGCGGCCAAAGUGGCGGGUGUGUUUCACGAGAUCCAAAAGUGCGACGAGGAAUUUCCUGUCGGUAUGGGAGGUGGAGUAAUGGAGUUCCUGGAGGGCUUUUUGGAGGAGAUUCUGGUCCGGGUUGAGGCGGCUGAUGAGCCGGAGCCCAGCCCUCCAAAAAAGACAUGA